CCAGUCACGUGUUUGCUACUGUAUAGUCACGUGACCUCAGUUGGUUAAGAAAAAUGAAAACUGGGCAUAACCAGCUGAACCCUGCGCUGUUUGUUUUCAUCCUUUAUUUGUGCAUUUACCGCAGCCGCCAACAAAACGAGCCGCAGGUAUGUCAACAAUGCAGCGGGGCGGUGCUGAAUGGCUCCUCGGUGGGUGAGUUUUGCUCGUCGUUCGCGGGUCGGGUCGCCGGACGCUGCUGCCUGGGGAAUGAAACGAGCGGCCGUGAACGCAUCAUCGGGCUGGAUUUGUCCAAUUGUUCCUUAACUCACGUGGACAAUCUGCAGGAAGCGUCAGCUGCUUUCAUCAUCGAUCUGUCAAUAAACUCAAUUUUCAACAUGAGUGACGCGGCAUUUCAAGGAUUUAGCAAGUUAAGUCACUUGAUUUUGCCCGCACACAUGGCCUGCCCGGGCGGGAAUUCUUCUUGGGAAAAGGUGGAGCUAAAGGAGGGAAAGCGCCUUUGCAAAGGCCAGAGGAACACGUGCAAGCAGCCUGGGAGGACGCCUGCGAACUGUCCGGGGUACGCCCGGUGCGGUCCGUACGGGCCCGGCUUCUUCGAGUGCAGCUGCGCCGACAACUACCACGGGUACAAGUGUCUGCGGGAGGGGCAGUUCCCAACCCUCCAGGUGUUGGGACCUCUGGGAGCCUCGACAUUUGUGCUUUCCCUCCUGCUGUGGCUCACCCAGAGGCGAAAGGCCAAGGCGUUAUAGGCUCUGCCCAUGAUUAGUUGUAUGUGCGUUCAUCUACUGAGUGAGCGAAAAGGGAAGUACCUAUCCUGAUACGUAAGCGAUUCUUAGCUGGUUUUUAGUGUCACUGUCAUCUCGCAAUAUUUGAAAAAUGCAUCUGACCUCUGACUAUGGUUUGUGUAAAUUGUAUUUAUUUUUUAAACAUAUUGACCCAGCUCUGUCUCAAAAAGAGGGAAAAGGUCUGCAUGACAAUGACAAUGCUUUGUUUUCGCCAUGAAAAUCUUUUUGUGCAGUGCUACCUUGACGUAUGACAGCGUCCUCUUUUCAUAGGUCAAAAUAAUCUGAGUUACAAACGCAACAGCAAUCGCUUCGUAUGUAGUAUUCAGGAAAUUUGGGUUUGUGCUGGUGUGAAAAAGACGAGAGGCAGAAAAGCACGUCGGGAUUCCCCCAAAAUGCUUUUUGUUUAUUCAAGUUGCUUCUAGCUUUUAAAGGUCAGUUGACAGCAGCGCUGAUUCGUUCAUACAUGUCUGAAAAAUGAGAGCACGCGUUGCCUCGCGUUACGUUGACAAAACAGCAUCCCGCAUCUAUUUGUCGGCAUUACUGCAGCACUUUUUAGCUAUAAAAAGAUUGUAUUUACCUACUGCUCCACUAGACUUGUUGCCAUAUACACAACUAUUAUGUUGGGAUAAUUUGAAAAAAUAAAUAAUAAUGAAAACA
This is a messenger RNA of Phyllopteryx taeniolatus (common seadragon), 1439 nucleotides long. RefSeq names its product all-trans retinoic acid-induced differentiation factor (gene atraid). Gene Ontology annotation, cellular component: intracellular membrane-bounded organelle. The record is from RefSeq and is a predicted model, not a curated record. NCBI's taxonomy places the organism in Eukaryota, Metazoa, Chordata, Actinopteri, Syngnathiformes, Syngnathidae. The coding region runs from base 54 to 746 and encodes 230 amino acids. Gene Ontology annotation, biological process: positive regulation of osteoblast differentiation. The transcript is spliced from 7 exons.